AAAAACCUUCCACUCGUCAGUCUAGAAGGAUAAGAGAAGGAAAGUUAAGCAACUACAGGAAAUGGCUUUGGAAGUUCCAAUAUCAGUCUAUCUUUUAUUCAACGCAAUGACAGCACUGACUGAAGAGGCAGCCGUGACUGUAACACCUCCAAUCACAGCCCAGCAAAGUAACUGGACAGUUAACAAAACAGAAGCUGACAACGUAGAAGGACCCAUAGCCUUGAAGUUCUCGCACCUUUGCCUGGAAGAUCAUAACAGUUACUGCAUCAAUGGUGCUUGUGCAUUCCACCAUGAACUAGAGAAAGCCAUCUGCAGGUGUUUUACUGGUUAUACUGGAGAAAGGUGUGAGCACUUGACUUUAACUUCAUAUGCUGUGGAUUCUUAUGAAAAAUACAUUGCAAUUGGGAUUGGUGUUGGAUUACUAUUAAGUGGUUUUCUUGUUAUUUUUUACUGCUAUAUAAGAAAAAGGUGUCUAAAAUUGAAAUCACCUUACAAUGUCUGUUCUGGAGAAAGACGACCGCUGUGAGGCCUUUGUGAAGAAUUUUCAUCAAGGCAUCUGUAGAGAUCAGUGAGCUCAAAAUUAAAGUUUUCACAUGAAACAACAAAACUUGUCAAGCUGACUAGACUCGAAAAUAACGAAAGUUGGGAUCACAAUGAAUUGAGAAGAUAAACUUCAGCGUUGGCCUUUAGACUUUGCCAUCCUUAAGGAGUGAUGGAAGCCAAGUGAACAAGCUGCGGUGACAGAAGUCAAGUUCAUUGUUUCACUCUGGGUUUUUGUUGUUGUGUGGUUAUUAUUCUCACUACAGAAAGACUGAGUUUCAUGUCCCUGGCUGUGUCAGAUGUGAAUUUUCAUGGGAAUAAUAAUCAACUUUGCAGCAAGCCAAAGCAAUGCCUUGCUUGGGUUCUUCAUGUUCUUACUACCCAGCAUUUUUUACCACCUAGAUGGACCUAAUUCUAUUUGCUCAAUGAACCUUAUCCCAAACUUGUUGUUUUCAUGGUGUCUAAAAGAAUGUGAUGUCAGCUUUUAGAAUGAAAUCAGUGUUAAGGUACCUCCAGUGAACCAAACAUGUGUCUUAAAUCUAAGCCACUGAAAACAGAAUGGAAAUUCCAAGGCAAAUACAAAUCAUACACAGCUUGUAACAACAUACAGCCUUUAUAUGUAAAAUAUGGAAUAAACUAGAGUUUCUGAAGACUGAAGCUAUCUGGAUAUCGAGCCUGGAGUAGGCAAAGCAUUUCCAUUUCUACAUGGAUUAUAAAACUUUGUGUUGGACUCACUGGUCCCUAAUGCUUUUGGUCAUCACUUCCUCCAGUUAUCAGUGGAAUUACCCGGUGACCGAUUCAUUUGGACCGAGAUCCUAGAACUCUCCUACUGAAUAAAAGUCUACAAUUGGCCCUAAAAUAGAAACUGAAAA
Macaca mulatta (Rhesus monkey) is the source of this 1412-nucleotide messenger RNA. RefSeq names its product epithelial mitogen (gene EPGN). Gene Ontology annotation, biological process: positive regulation of mitotic nuclear division; epidermal growth factor receptor signaling pathway; positive regulation of cell population proliferation. The record is from RefSeq and is a predicted model, not a curated record. Lineage: Eukaryota; Metazoa; Chordata; Mammalia; Primates; Cercopithecidae. Gene Ontology annotation, molecular function: epidermal growth factor receptor binding; growth factor activity.